Acanthopagrus latus (yellowfin seabream) is the source of this 853-nucleotide messenger RNA. Its product is annotated as zinc transporter 7-B-like. NCBI's taxonomy places the organism in Eukaryota, Metazoa, Chordata, Actinopteri, Spariformes, Sparidae. The record is from RefSeq and is a predicted model, not a curated record. Bases 142 to 552 code for a protein of 136 amino acids. The transcript has 4 exons.
UUCUGAUGGGAGCUGAGGAGGUUCUGCCCCCUGAUCAUGUGAAGUUGGCUGCACAUAAAAAGGAUCAGCAGGCGCCAGCAGCUGCGUCUGUGGAUCUGCUCUCCAGCACACGGAUCUGUAGUUUCAUCCGAAGUUUUAAAGAUGUACGGACACAACCAAGGAAACCAGUACCCUCCUGGUUACCCUCAAAAUCCUCAGCAGAUGCCAGGAGGAUACCCAAACUGUCCUCCAGGCACCGUCCCCCCACCCCACUACCCUCCUCAGCCCCACGGAUAUGGACCUGGACCUGGUUGUGGCCCAGGACACGGACCUGGUCAUGGACAGGGACACGGACCUGGACAUGGACAAUGCCAUGGACAGGGCCAUGGACAGGGCCAUGGACAAGGCCAUGGACACGGACACGGACAUGGACACGGACAGUGCCAUGGAGACGGCCAUGGACAUGGACACAAGCACAAGCACAAGCAUGGUCACAAGCAUGCAAAGUGCCAUAAGAAAGACAAGAAGUGUCACGGGUCCUCCAGCAGCUCCUGCAGCAGCGACUCUGACUAGACGACGACUCUUCAAGACCUCAAGUUGGCACCUGGAAAACUUUAUCCUCUCAUCCUCACUUGUAUUAUAAUCAAUAUAGUUCUGCCUAAAUGUUUCUUCACAUGUAUUCUUAGAAAUAUAUCUGUUUUAAUACAUAGAGAUGUUUGAAAAUGAUCCUAAAUCAGCAGUGUCGUACUGUAGAAUAAGCUUUUCUUAACAUUACAUGACGUUGGUGUACAGUAAGAGACAUUAUUGUAUCCAUGACUGUGUUUGUGAGAAAGACAUUAAACAGUUUUCUGUGCAUGUUUGAUGCUAUCAAAUG